CACAUAAACAUCGAUAUUUCGAUACAAUCCAGACGGUCUUCUUAACACUAUCAGCGCGCCUUUUCUUAAAACGCAGUUUUCUUAUUAUAAAUAAAAAUGCCACCAAAGCGAGCUAAAAAAGCUGCCCCUAAAUCUUCACCGGCAACAAGCGACGAGUCCAAGGCUCUGGAUCCGAACAGUCCGGUGCUAUAUAUUGAGCAUUGUCGCUCUUGACGGGUCUUUCGUCGUCGCGCCGAGGAGUUACAUGCUGCUCUGCAAAGUAAAAUUCAAAAUGCAGACCAGCCUUUCCAGCUCCAAUUGCAACUUAAUGCCCAGGGUGCACCCAGACGCGGAGCAUUCGAGUUGUCCUUCGCCCCACAUCCUACAACAAUAGUCAACGAACAACAAUCCCUUUGGUCCGGUCUGAAACGCACACCGCGUGCCCAAAAGUUUCCCAAUAUCGAUGAAAUAUAUCAGCAAAUAAUGCAGGCAUUCAACAAGUUUACGGAGAAAACGAGCAAACGCAAACGCAAACGCUCAUCAUCAUCGCCGCCAACAUCCUCAUCCAGUUUGCCAAAACGUGCAAAGGAUGCAGCCAUUGAGUCUCCAAAAGCAAAAGUCUCAAAAUAAUGUGAUUUUGCAUCGCUUAGUUAAUUGACAUCGAUAGUUUUUCAGCAGUAGCGCCAUAUGAUCAUUGAACGGUAAAUCCCCAACAGGAGCUGUUCUUUGUGAAGUUUUUGCCUGUAAGCUGAAAAUCUUCUGACGUCAUCCACUAAGAGCAUCGCUUAAGAUCACAUAAAUAAUGAAGAUGAUUAUUGAUUGAUUUUUAUGGAAUAAAAUUCUAUUAAAUAUAGAGCAUUGAAAGAGCUUAUCGUAUAUACAUAUACAUACUUACAAAAUAGAUUGUGUUUCCAUAUAACGAGAUUGUUAUACUUAAGUUUCUCAAUAUUUGUCGUUUGUAAGUUGGAUUCGAAAUAAACAAAAACAAAAUAGA
Molecule: messenger RNA, 973 nt
Organism: Drosophila mojavensis
Lineage: Eukaryota; Metazoa; Arthropoda; Insecta; Diptera; Drosophilidae
Product: selenoprotein BthD-like
Exons: 2
Cellular component (GO): Golgi apparatus
Source: RefSeq, a predicted model, not a curated record